UGGACGGCAGCACGGAGAGCAGCGCCUCGCUCAGCUCCGCCAUGACAGCGGCUCUCUGCGGCCCCGCCCGCGGACACACCCCGACCAAUCAGCGCCCGCCGCGGCACCGGCCAAUCCCGGCGGGGCUCGGGGGCGUGGCCAUGGCGCGGAGGGGCGUGGCCAGGCUCCCGGCGCCAGCCAAUGGGAGCGCGCGGCGGGCGGCGCGCGGGAGAUUUGAAUCGCGGCGGCGGCCAGCGCGGGGCCGCCAUGGGCGCCGCCGGCAGCGCCCCCGCCACCCCCGCGCCGCCCCGCGCCCGCCGCCCGGAGCACGUCCGCGACCCGCGCUCGCCCAGCGCCGGCAUCCUGCGCACCCCCAUCGAGGUGCUGAGCUCCCCCGCCGCCCCCAGCCCGCAGCACGGCCCCGCCGCGGAUCCUCGGUCUCCGACGCCCGGCAUCUCCCGCACGCCCAUGAAGGAGGCGCUGAGCGACAGCCUGCAGCGCCUGGUGGAGCAGCUCAGCGAGGCCUUCGGCGCACACAGCGAGUCGCCGGUGGCUGCACGGCCCCGCCAGGAGCCGGCCGCGGCCCCCCGGGGAGAGGCGGAGCGGCCCCCGUCGCCUGCAGCGUGCUGCGAGGCCACCCCCAAGGCUGCGCGCUCCGCAGGGACGGCCCCAGCCGCGGGGAGCAAGUAUGCAAGACGUAAGGCUGGCAACAAAAUCCUGGUAACAUCUGGAGGAAACAGCCGUUCUCCCUUCAGCGUCCUACAAGAUGAUAAUUCCCCCAGUGCUUCUGCACCUCGCCAGGUCAAGAGGCAUGUGUUGGGAGAGAACCUUGGGGAGAAGGAAAUAGUGGCAGCGGAUCUGAGCAGGAACCUCAAAGCUGGGAACUGUCCUUGGAGCGACUUGAACAAAGAGAACCAGCAGUGUCCUUUUGUGGAGAACUAGGGACUUCCUUUCCCAGGAUCUUGCUGUAAUUUGCUUCUGUGCUUUGAGUAUCUUCCUGGGUGAGGAAUCCUGCAACAGACUGGAACUCCAGACUUGUCACUUUUCCCCUUUCUGUGUUGGGGGAAAAGGGAAAGAGCAUUCUGUCAUAGCUUUGCAUGUGCUAUGUACAGUACAGGCUUUGGCUUUCUGUGUUGGCUGUAUUGACUGUACAGUUCUUACCUGUAGUAAAUAAAUCUAUAUACCUUU
Anas platyrhynchos (mallard) is the source of this 1167-nucleotide messenger RNA. RefSeq names its product cell division cycle associated 3 (gene CDCA3). The record is from RefSeq and is a predicted model, not a curated record. Lineage: Eukaryota; Metazoa; Chordata; Aves; Anseriformes; Anatidae.